AUGAGAGGCACGAACCAGUCGAGGGUCUCCGAGUUCCUCCUCCUGGGUCUCUCCCGGCAGCCCCGACAGCAGCAGCUCCUCUUCCUGCUUUUCCUCACCAUGUACCUGGCCACCGUCCUCGGGAACCUGCUCAUCCUCCUGGCCGUCGGCACAGACUCCCGCCUGCGCACGCCCAUGUACUUCUUCCUCUGCCACCUGUCCUUUGUGGACAUCUGCUUCUCCUCCACCACCGUGCCCAAGGUGCUGGCCAGUCACAUUCUCAAGAGCCAGGCCAUCUCCUUCUCCGGCUGUCUCACGCAGCUGUUUUUUCUCUGUGUCUUUCCUACAAUGGACAAUUUCCUCCUGGCCGCGAUGGCCUAUGACCGCUUUGUGGCCAUAUGUCACCCCUUGCAUUACACAACAAAGAUGACCCAUCAGCUCUGCGCCCUGCUGGUGGGGGGAUCGUGGGUUGUUGCCACUUUGAAUUCUCUUUUGCACACUCUGCUGAUGGCUCGACUCUCCUUCUGUGCAGACAAUGUCAUCCCGCACUUCUUCUGCGAAGUGACUCCCCUCCUGAAACUCUCCUGCUCAGACACACACCUCAACCAGUUCAUGAUUCUUUAUGUAGCAGGACUGAUAAUGAUGGCCCCAUUCGUUUGCGUCCUGGUCUCCUAUGUCUUUAUUGCUUGUGCUGUCCUGAGGGUGUCGACCGCGAGGGGAAGGUGGAAAGCCUUCUCCACCUGCGGCUCCCACCUGGCUGUGGUCUGUCUCUUCUACGGCACCAUCAUCUCUCUGUACUUCAGCCCGUCCUCCGCGCACUCCACUGGGCAGGACAUGGCAGCCGCGGUGAUGUACACAGUGGUGACGCCCAUGCUGAACCCUUUCAUCUACAGCCUGCGGAACAGGGACUUGAAAGACGCCCUGAGGAAAGUGCUCACCAUGAAGUUUGUAUCUGCUCAAUAA
Messenger RNA from Jaculus jaculus (lesser Egyptian jerboa), 942 nucleotides. Its product is annotated as olfactory receptor 1361-like. Gene Ontology annotation, cellular component: membrane. Gene Ontology annotation, biological process: G protein-coupled receptor signaling pathway. Bases 1 to 942 code for a protein of 313 amino acids. The record is from RefSeq and is a predicted model, not a curated record. The transcript has a single exon. Gene Ontology annotation, molecular function: olfactory receptor activity; G protein-coupled receptor activity. Lineage: Eukaryota; Metazoa; Chordata; Mammalia; Rodentia; Dipodidae.